AUGUCGCAACGGAGUUCGUGGAAAGACUACUCCAAAAAGGGUCUCGGAUACGGAAAAAAGGGCUUCGACAAAGCCUUCAAGACUCUGGAUAAGCUGGGCGCCCCCGUGAAUCGCCUGUCCAAUCGCAUCGGCUCCGAGGCAUUUUGGCCGACGACACUAGACAAAGAAAGCGAGAAAGCGGCUCGUAUUCUCAGGAGUUUCUGCAAGGAUGGGUUUUACGAGCAGGUCGACGCCGAGGCGGCCAUUGAGGAGCAGCGGAAAUUACAGCUGGAGGAAGAGUAUGGUCAAAAGGCCAAGAUCGAUCGCCCGCAAGGCAAGCAACGAGUGCUAGUCAAGAUUCCAACCCAGGUGAUCAAAAAUGCAAAAGGAAUUGCCAUCUUUACAACCAUGCGUACUGGUCUGUGGUUCAGUGGCGCUGGUGGUAGUGGUAUCCUGAUGGCUCGUGUACCAGAAACUGGCGAAUGGAGCCCUCCUUCCGGUAUUUUACUGCACACGGCAGCCCUUGGGUUCUUGGUAGGCGUUGACAUUUACGACUGUGUCGUCAUUAUCAACACAUACGAGGCCCUCGAAGGGUUCAAGAAGAUCCGGGCUACAUUAGGCGGAGAAAUGAGCGUAACAGCUGGACCCGUGGGCGCAGGCGGCAUCCUCGACAGCGAGGUGCACAAACGACAAGCGCCGAUCUGGACCUAUAUGAAAAGCCGUGGCUUUUAUGCAGGUGUUCAAGUGGACGGAACCAUCAUCAUCGAAAGGACGGACGAGAACGAGCGCUUUUAUGGACGAAAGUUGUCGGUGCAUGAAAUUCUAGCCGGCAAAGUCACGCGUCCACCAGACUCCAUUCGCACGCUUAUGCAGACUAUCAAGGCCGCCCAAGGCGAUCGAGACGUCAGCGAACAUGAAUUGCCAUCUGGCCAGACCCCUGGCGAUGCUCUCAUUGCUGAUAGCAAGGAAGGGUUUGGAAUCCCAGCGGCCGAAGACCCUGACCCAUACGGAGUGCAUGCUUUAGAGGACCAAGGUCUGUUCAUUCGAGAAGCAGGGACACAUAACCGUCCAAAUUCAGAGGUCUUUGAAUUCCGUCCUAGCCCUUCAAGUCCAAUUUAUAACUCAUUCGUUAGACAAAGCAUUGAUAUGUCGUCGCCGCGCCAAAGUUGGCGGGCCAGCGUGCAGAGUACGAAGAGCUACGUUAGUGUAGACAGAGGAACCCAAACAGAAAUUACAGAUAUCAAACCCUCUCAUCCGCCCCGUUCAGAAAGUGCUGCGUCAUCUCGCAGUCUUCGAAAUGCGGCAGAGUCGCCUUCAGAAAACCCAUGGGACACUCCAGAUACUUCAGAGGACCACGACGUCCACGAGGAUAAUGAUGAACUCGAGGAUAGCAAUGAUUUUGAAAUCCACGACGCCAGCAACAGCGUAGUUUCCAAGCGCGAGUCUGUGCGCUCAAUUCUAUCCACUCCGGUCGAAGAUUCCGGUUCAAAUUUCACGCGUCCACGACUGGUGACGAUUCCUAAACGAAUUCCGCCUGCUCUUCCUCCCCGAAACCCUGUUCGCAGACUUGAGUCUCCAUCCACUCAGGAGCCACUCGUUCCUGAGCCAUUGUCUCCGUCUACCUUGGCUGCCGCAGUUCUAGCGCCAGUAGAUUUGGUGGACAGUGACUAUAAGGAGGAUCAUGUCGACGAAACUCGACAAGACGUGAAAGAAGAAAAGCAAGAAGAAACUCAGAAGAAAGAGAUUCAGGAGGAAGAAAAGAAAGAAAAAGAAGAAACCAAAGAAAUCUCACCAGAUGCUACCACCCCAGAUGCCAUUCUUUCCGCUGAAGAACCGAAAUCCGAGCUCGAAAUGGAAAUUCACAAAGAUUCUCCAGGAAUCGAUAAAGACGAGUUUCAUUCAACGCCUACUUCGCCUGUCGAAGAACUCAAAGCCCUCGAUUUGGAAAAGCACGAGACGGGAAAAGAAAAUUAG
Messenger RNA from Talaromyces atroroseus, 1953 nucleotides. RefSeq lists its product as hypothetical. The transcript has a single exon. The record is from RefSeq and is a predicted model, not a curated record. Gene Ontology annotation, molecular function: phosphatidylinositol binding. Lineage: Eukaryota; Fungi; Ascomycota; Eurotiomycetes; Eurotiales; Trichocomaceae. Bases 1 to 1953 code for a protein of 650 amino acids.